This is a messenger RNA of Brachypodium distachyon (stiff brome), 1081 nucleotides long. Its product is annotated as protein TsetseEP-like. The record is from RefSeq and is a predicted model, not a curated record. Lineage: Eukaryota; Viridiplantae; Streptophyta; Magnoliopsida; Poales; Poaceae. The transcript has a single exon. Bases 111 to 839 code for a protein of 242 amino acids.
AGUAGGAAGCAAAGCGGCGGCCGUCGAAGCAAACCCCAGCUCCCACUGCAUACCACUACGAUUAGAUUACACCCAGGCCCGAGAGAGAGAGAGAGAGAGAGGUACCAUCCAUGGCGAUGCGUGGCCACUCAGUCCUGCUGUGCCUCCUUGCGGUUGUGGUCGGCGCAGGAUGCGUGCAGCCGAUGAUGGCUAGGCCCGCCGGGCCUGAGUCCCGCCAGAACCCAAACCCACAGGUGCAGUUUGGCCCGCAGCGGAAGUUGCAGCAGGUCCCAGACCCAAACCCACAGCCGAUUCCACUACCGAACCCGCAGCCGCUGCCAAACCCAAAUCCACAGCCGCAACCGCAGCCUCUGCCGAAGCCAGACCCAAACCCACAGCCACAACCUCUGCCCAAACCAGACCCAACCACGCAACCUCUGCCUUUACCACAACCAAAUCCAAACCCACAGCCACAGCCUUUGCCACAACCAGAUCCAAACGCACCGCCACUUCCUCUACCACAGCCAGAUCCAAACGCACCGCCACUUCCUCUGCCACAGCCUUUGCCACAACCAGAUCCAAACGCACCGCCACUACCUCUGCCACAGCCUUUGCCACAACCAAACCCAAACGCGCCGCCACUACCUCUGCCACUACCUCUGCCACAGCCAGGCCCAAGCUCUAAUCCGCAGUCACUUCCAAUGCCAUUGCCAGAUUCAAACACAUCGGGGCGACAAUCUAACGUACUGCGGGGACCACAACCACUUUCGAACGGUGGAGCCGGAGCUUUAUAUUCGUGGGGCACCAAGUACAUACACAUACUUUUCAUAGGCUUAGUAUUGUACCACGGCUUUGUUUAGGUAUAAAGAGGCUUAUUCUUGUAAAUAAGCGGGUUAUUUUCCUAGACUCCGCAUCCGCCAUAUCGAUUUAGAUAUAUUUUAGUCAUGCGGUAUUGUAUUUGUACGACCAUGGCCUCUCAUGUAUACUACUAAUAUCUAUUGUAGAUUUAUGUAUAUGAUCACACAUAUACUUCUUGUACUCUUGUAAAUAAAUUGUGUAUGUAUUUGUUCCACUUAUAUAUCGGUUGUAAAGUCUGUACUUA